ACCUCUCCUCAGACAGCUCUGAGCCCUGAGCUGACAGACUCUCCCACCUUUCCUUGGAGUGAAAAAAAAGGAUCUCGGCUUUAUAGAAACUUGAGUUAUCUUUGCUCCUCCAGUCUGGGGAAGAGACUGGGUGGAGGCAGAGUGGAGAGGGAGGAGUGCGGGGAGGAUACGGCCGGGAAAGGCCAUAUGUGAAUGCAACCACGGAAGUCACAGCUGAGCGGUUUCACUUUCUUUUUUCUCCUCUUUGAAGGACCUGGAAAGAGUUCUCUCUGAACAUCCGAGAGGCUCAGAGGUGGUACAAUCCUUGGUUCAGGGCACCUUCAGAGCUGUGUAGGGGAUGGCAGGAGGGGACAAUGGAUCCAGUAGCAGGGCAAGCUCAGGGUACCUGAGCGAAGAGGAGUCACCGGACUAUGGGCUCAUCUUCAAGUACUUUAAAGAAAAUAAGGUGGAAAUCGCGAGUGCCAUCACAAAGCCCUUUCCUUUCCUUAUGAGCCUUCGAGACCGUGGCUACAUCUCUGAGAGGAAGUUCCUGAAUUAUCGGCAAAGUUGUGAAAACCAGAUCCCACCGGAAAUAGUGUAUGACAUCCUCAGUGACCUACAGAACAAGUUUAGCCUGCGGCUUAUGAAAGUGUUAUUCAGCCCGACGCAUCUGAAGGCCUACCCAGAUUUAAAGGAGACUCUAAGAAACUUCCCAGAUGUGUCCAACAACCACAGGACUCCUCAGAGGAUGAGUGGAAGAGAUGCUGAUGAGAGGCCCAGACUGCCAGCACUUGUCGCAGAAGCAUCCUGUAGUCCUGGAAGUUCCCAAAUGAAUGAUGAACAGAAAGGGGAGGUACCUAGAUUCCUACAAUGCAUCGGAGAGGGAAGUAAUUCUUGUGAACAAAUGUUUGAUGGACAAGAGCCCCAGGAUGACAGACCCUCAUCAGCACCAAGACCUGAAGCAGGAGCAGAGCGAUCCACAAGUGAAAAUGAGAUGUGUUCCUGUGUCAUGUGUCCCUCAGCAAAGGACCCAGAAGCAAGCAUGGGAAACAGCCAAUCAGGAAAAAAGAAAGGUCACAACUUGUCAAGAGUAAAACAGAGAAGGCCACAAACUGUACGGCCAAAAAAUGGCACCAGAGUUGGCCACCAGGCUGUCAGGAGAAAGAAAACGGAAAAGAAUCCAGGCCGUUCUGCCAAGACCAGGGUUCCGAAAAGGUGCAGAAAUAAAAAUUCACGUUUCAGUGCUGAGCUGCUUCCUGUGACAUGUGGUAAGGUGAAGGGAACACUACACAAGGAUAAAUUCAAGCAAGGGAUCUUCGUGAAGUCCAUACAGAGUGAAGCUGGGGACUGGUACACACCCAUUGGGUUUGAAAACUUGGGAGGCCUUGGACGAUCAAAGAACUGGAAAUUGAGUGUGCACUGCUACAAAUGGCCCCUGAAAUUCUUGAUCCAGAAAAAAUUUCUCCCCAAUUCUCCACGAACUUAUGGCAAGAGAAAAAAGAGAACACAGGAUUUGUCCAGUGCCUCAGCUAAUGCUCCUGCUUCCAGAAGAGGAUUUGGACCAGAUUAAAGGUGUAUCUUCCUGCCUCAAAGUCUGGAUUAAAGGUGUGUGUCAUUCCACCUCAAGAUCUGGAUUUAAGGCAUUCUGUCUUCCUGCCACAAUAUCCGGAUCAAUCAGAGAUGUGCCUUCAUUUCUGGAUUGUUGUUCAUUCCUGAUACAGUCAACUUGACAACUGAGAAUAGCCACCACAACCCACCUCUUGUCAAUCAUAUCUCCUUAUGCCAUGAUUAAUUUCCAAAUAAAAACAAGAACCAUGUCAUAAUAAUGCCUAAACAUAAUAGAACUAUGCCAUGUACACUCACAAGCACAUUAUAUGUUAACCAGUGUUGUUGUCGUCCGCUUGUUUGUUCCUGGCUGCUCAGCCCCAAAAUAACCACACAGAAACUAUUAAUUACAACACUGCUUGGCCUAUUAGCUUAUGCAUAUUUCUAGCUCACUUUUAUUCUUAAAUUAGCCCAUUUCUAUUAUUUUAUAUUUUACCAUGGGGCUUGUGGCCUACCAGCAAGGUUCCAGAUGGCAGCUCACGUCUUUCCCCUCUGGCAGCUCUGUAAUGCCUCUCUGACUCUGCCUUCUUUCUCCCAGCACUGUUUAGUUUUCCCUGCCUACUUCUCUUCUUUUCUCUUCUGUCCUGCUAUAAGCCCAAAGCAGUUAAUGAAAAAAAGCAAAACAUAGACAGAACUUCCCACAUCAUUUCCCCUUUUCUGUUUAAAUAAAAAAGAAGAUUUUAACUUUAACAGAGUAAAAUUGCAUAUAGCAAAACAGUUAUCAAGUAAGAAUUAUAGUUACAAUAUUUAUAUCUACUUUAUCUCUUAUCAUAACUAAGGGAAACUAUAAUCAUAACUAUUCUUCAACCCCGUCAAAGACUCCAGAAGGAUAGACUAUUGGCUAAGUGCACUUUAAGUAACUUAUAAAACUCUAGAAUUGACAGAGAUAUCUUACUGCCUGGAUAGUCACCCAAAGUUCUUCUGUACUGUUGGGGAAUUCAUCUUCAGCCUAUAUGACCAUAGUAUCCUGCAGACUUUUCCAUGAUGCAGGAAAUUUCAAAGACAGUUCCACCCAUAUUGGCAGUUUGACAGUCACUUUCUUCUGUGUCCUGCAGAAUGUCUGGCAGACUCUUUCAUGGAGCAGGAACCCUAAAGGACCAUCUAACCAUCUUUAGGCAACUUCAGCAGUCAUUUCUCUGUGGAUCCUGCAUGCCCAGUUCAUACAGCAUAACAUCAAGCAGUCCAGUCAAGAGCAGCUUCUUGCACAAAUGGCUAACAAACUCCAUAAGGAGCCCCUUUGAUGCCCAUCAUCCUCUUGAAGUAGAUUGGUGCUGCCAGGAGCAGAUGAGUCUCAUUGUCAUGAAAAGUCUUAAGUUAAUAAUUUAAACAUCUUAAAUGCCAUAUUCUGAAGGUCUCUGAAAGAUUUGAAGAAUACCUACCUAGCUGAAAUACAUCUCUAUAUAUCUAGAAAACCUAACAUGACUAUAAGCUUCUCUAUUAUAGAUGAUUAUCUAUUAACCUAUAUUUCUUAGUUAUGCAUUAAAUUUUCAAAUGAGCUGCACAAACACAAAACUUUAAUCAAGAACACACACACAUAUAUGUAUAAAACAAAAUUGAUCUUAAAUUUGUAUCAAUAUACAUCUCUAUUGCAAACCAGGUCAUACUUAUACCUAACAUGACAUAACUGUUCUUCAUACAACCACACACAAAUUUUAAAUUUAGAAUAGGUGGCAAUGUCCCUUAGGGGACAUCCUACUAGCAUCCUCUUAGUUGUUAUAACAUAUGAUAAGGAUAUUGAAAGAACAAGUACCUGCACAAACACAUUCUUAGCAAAAUACAACAGAAGCACUCAUGUUGGUUAUAAUUCUCAUUUCUGCAACUGAUCAUGUGGUCUGAGAUGGUCUUUAGAUCUGCAUUCCUCUACUACCUAUUCUGUAUUUCCUCUACCUGAGGAAAGCCUGUCAACAGAUCUUUGCUCUUUUACCAGAAAAAUGACCCAUACCUUCAUUCCUGAUGGGUCUGUGCCCUCUGUCAUCCUGCCUGGAUUAGGUUGUUGUAAUUUUCCAUUGACUUUAAUCACGGGGCAUGGUAGCACGAAGAGACACCCUAAAGGAUCUCCUGCACUCCGGACAUUUUCCUUCUUACUGCCACUGUGGAGAAGCAAUCCAAUCUUCCCAUGGUAAUCUGGAUCUAUCACUUCUCCUAACCGUGUUCUUUCUUUCUUAGCCUGUUGCUUUAAGGGCGAUAGAAGCCCAGAGUGGCCAGGGGGAAAUCUGAGAUCCAGUUCAAUGGAAUGUUUGCUGUGGCUUUUGGUAGGAGCACUUCCUUCUCUGGAACUAAAACUUCAAGGCCAGCAGAACUUAGGGAUGUGGGAAAAAGAAACAAAAGCUUUCCUAAUGGGUCACCAAAGAUGAUAGUGAGCAAAAUUAUUUCCUUUUCCACCCCUGUGGAACCUGGCUAUGAGAGAAACGGUACCAUAUAUUGGACACUGAUUCAAAACAUAUACUGCCUUCUGGAGACCCCUAUGCCAACCCUCCAUCCUGCUGCCACCUACUUUUCACUUAACUGUGACUUCAAAAGGCCAAUCUGUCUUUCAGAUCAGCUUCUUCAGGAUGGUGAAGAAGAUGGUAAGAUCCGUGGGUUCCAUGGUUGCGGGCCCACUGUCAUAUUUCUCCGGCUGUGAAGUGACUUCCCUGGUCAGAAGCAAUACUGUGUGGAACACCAAGUUAGUGGAUUAGGCAUUCUGUAAGCACAGAUGGUGGUUUUGGCAGAAGUAUUAACCAGAAUAAGUAUCAACUUCAGUAAAAAA
This is a messenger RNA of Alexandromys fortis (reed vole), 4333 nucleotides long. Its product is annotated as nuclear body protein SP140-like. Gene Ontology annotation, molecular function: DNA binding; DNA-binding transcription factor activity, RNA polymerase II-specific. The transcript has 14 exons. Gene Ontology annotation, cellular component: nucleus. The record is from RefSeq and is a predicted model, not a curated record. Lineage: Eukaryota; Metazoa; Chordata; Mammalia; Rodentia; Cricetidae. Gene Ontology annotation, biological process: regulation of transcription by RNA polymerase II. The coding region runs from base 338 to 1549 and encodes 403 amino acids.